Molecule: messenger RNA, 2049 nt
Organism: Salvia splendens (bonfire salvia)
Lineage: Eukaryota; Viridiplantae; Streptophyta; Magnoliopsida; Lamiales; Lamiaceae
Exons: 1
Coding region: 1-2049 (682 amino acids)
Source: RefSeq, a predicted model, not a curated record
AUGGGUCCUAAUUCUGUGCCCACAUGGGAUGCAAUGGUAGAGCUGUUCUUGGAGAAAUACUAUCCACCUAGCGAGGCACUCAAACGCCAAGCUGAGGUCAUUCAAUACAAGAUGCACCCUCAGGAGAAUAUCAUGGAGGCUUGGAAAAGGUUCAAGCAGCUGAUGAGAAGAUGCCCCAAUCACGGGCUAACUCCGGGACAACAGAUCUUAACCUUCUACAGGGGAGGCACGCUGGAAGCAAUGCGUGAACUAAACAUGAGCGCCGGAGGAUCUCUCUUGAAAUUGGGGGAAGCUGAAGCACUUGAAGUGAUUGAGAGGGUGGCUUCAAAUGAUGAUGGAUGGAGAAAUGACAGAAGCAAAUCUUAUAGGGUAGCAUCCACCUCCGAUAAUGAUAGGAUGGAUGCAAUAUCCAAGCAGCUGGAAUUCAUAACUGACAAGCUUGGGCAUAUGGGAACGAGUCAGGUUGGGACUGAGAUGCAACAAGGAGUCGAAGAUGUGAACAACGUUCAUCAGGGUGGCAACAACAGAAAUUUCAACAAUUACCGCCCCAACCAAGGAGGAGGCAAUUACAACCACUAUGGGAACAAGGUGCAUCCCAACUUGUCCUACGGGAACCCGAAUAAUGCCCUGCAACCACCACCCGGAUUCCAGGUAUCAAAUGGCCAAAUCAUAGAACCGAGGAAGGAUGAGCUGAAAGAUGUGUUAAUGGCCUUUAUGAAGCAAACGGGAGAGUGCAUGAAGGACUCCAACAAACGGCUAGUGCAGGUUGAAGCUAAUGUGAAUGACCUUAAUAUUCACAUGAAGAGCAUCGAUAACCAGAUGAGCCAGAUUUCACAGGCAGUGGGUAUUCAGCAUCAACCGGGCCAAUUUCCGUCACAAACAAUUGUAAAUCCUAAAGACUGUAAGGAUUGCAAAGCCAUUAAUCUUAGGAGUGGAAAGAGCUAUGAUGGCCCAACCUUGCCUGCAGAGAAGGAGAAAAUCUCUCAAGAAGAGGUGGUGGAAGAAGAAGAACCAGUGGAAGAGGUGCCGCCUCCCAAGGCAAGCAUCGUGAUACCUGCACCCCCUGCUGAGGUUAAGAUCCCAUUUCCACAGCGCGUGCAGAAGAAGAAACUAGAUGAUCACUUCUCUAGGUUUCUUGACAUAUUUAGAAAAGUGCACAUCAACAUCCCGUUGGUAGAGGCGUUACAACAAAUGCCUACAUAUGCAAAGUUUCUAAAAGAUGUGCUCUCCAAGAAGAAGAAGUGGACUGACUAUGAGACGGUGAACAUAUCUGAAAAUUGUAGUGCCAUAAUUCAGAAAAAGCUACCGGCCAAGCUUAAAGAUCCUGGGAGUUUCAACAUCUCAUGCGUUAUUGGAAAUGACAGACAUACAAAGGCACUUUGUGAUCUGGGGGUGAGCAUAAAUUUGAUGCCAUUAUCAUUUUUCAGAAAGAUGAAGAUCGGCACUCUCAAGCCGACAACAAUAACACUACAGAUGGCAGAUAGAACCGUCACCUAUCCUAAAGGAAUUGUUGAGGACGUUCUUGUGAGGGUACAUGACUUCAUUUUUCCCGUCGAUUUUGUAGUAUUGGAUAUGGAAGAAGACGUGAAUAUACCGCUUAUCCUGGGGCGCCCAUUCCUUGCAACGGGAAAAGCAUUGAUAGAUGUGGCAAAGGGAGAGCUCACUCUUCAUAUGGGUAACAAACGUCACAUCCUAUCUAUCUACAAUGCUAUGAAGAGUCGUGAGGAAGAAGAACUUGUUAUGAAGAAAGAGUGCAAAGCUGUGCACGUUGUAGAGGUCCAAAAGGCACAAGAAAUUGAGUCCACAUUUGGGGAUUUUUCUUUACCGCAAUGGAUGUUUGGUUCAUGUGGUGGAUCAAUUUUUAAAGAAGAGACUACAUUAAAUCCUAAAGUGAAGGUGAAGAAAACAAAAGCUGAAAAUUCACCCAAAGUGGAAGCCAAAAUUUCUGAUGGAGCUCUGAAAAAUACUUGGUGGAAGAAGAAAUUGGCUAUAUCAUAUGCUUCCAAGAUUGACAGAAAAUCCAACGCCACCAUUUAUGGCGUGACAUGA